Pelmatolapia mariae (spotted tilapia) is the source of this 4470-nucleotide messenger RNA. RefSeq names its product basic helix-loop-helix ARNT-like protein 1. Gene Ontology annotation, biological process: circadian rhythm; regulation of transcription by RNA polymerase II. Gene Ontology annotation, cellular component: nucleus; aryl hydrocarbon receptor complex. Gene Ontology annotation, molecular function: RNA polymerase II cis-regulatory region sequence-specific DNA binding; DNA-binding transcription factor activity, RNA polymerase II-specific. The annotation marks the transcript as partial. The transcript is spliced from 3 exons. Lineage: Eukaryota; Metazoa; Chordata; Actinopteri; Cichliformes; Cichlidae. The record is from RefSeq and is a predicted model, not a curated record.
GAUUCGAGGCUCCUCCCCCUCCAGCUGUGGCUCCAGCCCUCUGAAUAUUACCAGCACACCUCCACCCGACACCUGCUCCCCAGGGGGCAAGAAGAUUCAGAACGGAGGGACGCCCGAGCUGCCCAGCACGGGGCUGCUUCCUGGACCCGACUCUGUUGGCUACCCCUACUCCAACCAGUCCAUCAUGAGUGACAACUCCCACCUGAGCAUAGACAUCAUGGAUGAGCCCGGUUCCAGCAGCCCCAGCAACGACGAGGCAGCCAUGGCUGUCAUUAUGUCCUUGCUGGAGGCGGACGCUGGCCUCGGGGGGCCCGUCGACUUCAGCGACCUACCCUGGCCGUUGUGAGGAAGCUGGGAGGGACGAGCCGGAGCUGCUGACGUGGGGUCGACGUCUGGUUGCCACGUUUUCCAACCUGUGUGCAUGACGGCACCGCAAAAAUGCUCAUCUUAACAGAAAAAGGAAGAAAAAAGGAAAAAAAAAACGCUCUGUAGAUACAGAAGAGAUCCUCUCUCUUUAGGUGUCCAUCAGACUGGAUGGCCGUUAGGUUUCACCCCCAAGUUUUUAGUUCAUCAUUCCCUGCAGGUGGAGCUGAGAUCCUGUUAAGAUGCAAAUUUUUCCAGUGCUGGUUUUCUAACGUUGCCACGGUGAGAAACCUUUUCUCAAACAACGGCGGUGCUGACAUGUCGAUGCUCCUUCACUCUCUACCCCAUCAACCCAAAUUAACAGAAGGCCCCCCCCCAAGACACUCGAGACAGUGGCAGAAGUUUAAUGGUGUUGUGUUGGGUGGUGAGCCCCCUGUCUCUGAGGUUUCCCUGUAGGAUACUGUACAAGCACGAGGACGUGAACACACAACAGAAGAUACUCAGAGGACCUUUAUUCCCAAAAUUCCACUACCAGGUGUAUCUCACGUAUUUAAAUUCUUCUUUCUUUUUGUAAAGACUGAAUUGUUUUGGAAGGCACCGCCCAGCUGCUGUUUCCAGAGUUUACGCAAACUUUUACUCCAAGCUGCUCAUCCUCGUCUGUUUCCUCAGAAAUACCGAACUUCUCAGUUUCCUUCUGUGUUCACUCAAACAGCCUGCAAGGCUUCUGAGAGAGGCAUUAGGAUGCUAGAAAAAAAAAAAGGCGAAAGCGCUGGAAUUGAGGGGGGGUUGUUGGGUUGAGGAUCCCUGUGCGUGUGCCUGUAUGUGUGUUGAGAAACAGACCAGUAAGGUUUAAAAGGUUGGCCUGUGUGGCCUUGCUUAUAAAUCAAACUGAUCUUUUUACUAUUUUACUGUCAUUUUCUAGUGAAUGCGGACAUGCUUCCCAUACGGAAGGAGGAGGAAUAAGUUGAAACAUUGCAAAUAUAAUAAAAAUCCCAGCAGUAAGCGAGACGGGUGUGCAGGAGCUCCGUUAGGUCGGGGGUCGUGCGUUCCCUGCGUCACAUGUUCCCGUCUUUUUAAAAGGCGCUGGUGAAAUAAAGCCGGCGAUUAGAACAGCCUCGGGAUCGUGGAUAGAUUUAACAGAGUGACUAAACACAGCCACGGGUCUAAACUCUCACACACCUACCAAGGACCAAACGCCACACGGCUGCAGUAAUAACACGACGUAAUCGAUGGUACUGCCACUGUCUUCUUGCGCAUGAACAUGAAAGAUCAAAAAAUGCAGAAUAAAAGCAGACAGUGGCUGCAGUGGUUUUAAUACUCUGGUUCUUAUUUUAGAACUUAAUCUUUCUCUUCAGCCCACAGAGCGGUUCUUCCUCAUACCAAUCCAAAUGCUCUCUGCAGGUAGACGGGCGUGGACGCAGUGUAGUGUAGAUUCUCCACGGAUGAGUCCAUGUGGUCACAGAGAACAGGCAGGCGAGCAGACAUCCACACAGAUCCUCACACUCACUGAUGACAAAGCCUCGAAAGUCCGUUUGGUUCGUAAUUUGUGACAAAUUUGCAUCACUCAGACUCGAGCAGACUCCAGAAUCUUUUUUUUUUUCCAGCGUCAUCUCUACUGAGUUCCUAGCUCACCUGCUGCACUUGCAGUUUUAAAUCUUCGCAUUAUUGGCAAGUGAUGCUUUAUUAACAAACGUUAAGCUUUUUCCUUUCACCACUGAAGCUUUUUAAAUGACUGGUGCUCAGUAGUGAUCUUAAGUCCAAACUACAGAAGUCAUCUAUUUAAAAAAAAAAAAAAAAGUGCCAAAUCUUUUAUUUGCGUUAAGUUUCUCCCCAAAGAAGAAAGAGGAGGAAAAAACCCAACCGAUCCAAGACCCAAACCUUGAGAGAACGUCGGCAGUGUCUGUAGCUCGACAUGCUGCCAGGCAUCAAUACGAAAGGUGAAAGAGAGAGUGCUGCAUGAGAGUCAAGCUCAGUCCUUAAUCAGCUUAGCCAACUGAAAAUCUCCAAUCUGUUGUAAACCUUUUGAUUUCUAUUGGACCAAAAAGGCUAAAAAGUGUAAAUCUACUCUCAUCAUUCAUUAUUUCAAAAACAAGGCCUAUAAACACGGGUGCGACUCCACUGAACCUAAAUCCCCUCUGAGUACCGAGCAGCACAGUCCCACAGGGAGAGACCCAUAAACCAGCUCUGAAUAUAAGACAGUCUUGGUGCAUAGGUUGACCUACAAUGCUGGAAUCUUUCAAAGGAAUAAUAAAAAAAAAAGACCAUCAGUGAAGAUCUGCUGCUCCUCGUGGACGGCCUCCUGCUCGUUUAUCUCUGGUGGGCUUCUGAGUGCUUGCAGCGAGCGCUCUGCAGGAGAGAAGCGAACAGCUGGAGUGAAGCUCUGACAGCUGUCAGAACAAAGAACGAGGCUUUAAUGGGGGGGGGGUUAAUUGAGUCCGGUGGGAGCAGCAGCUGUAUGGGCGGGCACACUCAGUGUGCUCGACAGCAAACCAGGACUGUUCAAGUGCUCCUCCAUGAGGAAAUGUUCUUCACUGCCAUUUUAUUGACAAUGCGGGAGGCGACACGGUGUCAGCCUGCUCACAUACAAACCUAUAAGCUUGGGUUACAGGGUCUCCACCUGCUCACCCCCUCACUGAUCCUUCAGCUUCUCAGUCUUGUGUUGAACUGUGUUCUCAGCAGAGGGGACUGGAUGUACUCUUUGGGCUUUACUUUACACCCCCCACAGAAGGAUCCACCCCCUUUUUUAACCAGCCUGGGUGGGGCUAAAAGAAGCUGAAAAACAAAAAAACCUCUGAGUUGAUUUAUUUGCAGACUUGCCAUACGUGGAUUUGACUGUAGUUACUCUUAAAUUUGGUCUUUUUUUUUUCUUUUUUUUUGCCCGUUUCACCCAACUGUUAAUUCAAACUACCUUACUAACUGCUGGUGAACAAAGAGGACUUUGUAACGAAGAUGGAGCUCACCAACAUCUCUAAUCACUUCCUGCAACAGUUUCUGGGGGUCACGAGAGAUUUUUAGUAGCCUUUUUUUCCCUCAAUGAUGAAGAUGAUCCCUAAUUUGACCUCUUCACCUCUCUGCUGUCACAGCCCCGGGCCUUUGUGUUGUCAGAUAAAUUAGAGGCGGACAUGACAAAAACCAAAAGAAGCAAAGACACAAUCAGAUUUGCCUUUUAACUUUCUGAAAUCUAUUUUGGAAACAAAAAAAAAAUCAAAUUAGAUGAUUGGAAAUAUUUUUUUAAUGGCGCUGCAUUAUAAAUACAUUAUGAAGGCUCCGGUUUGCAGUCGCAGAGAUAAAGCCUGGAUUUGAGUCUGAAAGACGAAAUCCCAGAGAUGUAUUUAAACAAAGUAAAUAAAUAAAAAACACAGAAACAAAAUAAGUUUUCUUCAUCGCUCUAUUUGCAAAGCAUAAACAAAAUAAAACUGUGUUCUUGUGUAUGACAUGAAAAAGGUCUUUAAAGGGCUGAUGUAUAACUUCUCAGCUUCUCACCAUGACCAGCACCUUCUUAUACAAACACAAGGCUUCCUGUCAAACUUAGCCCCGCCCACAUCAGAAGUGUUCUAACACUUGAGGAAAACACUUUUUCAUGAUGGGUUUUCUGUUUUUAACUUUCAAAGAAAAUACAUGUGAGACACAAGCUGGGCUAAUACAAGUCACCUGUUUUAUUUCCACGUGGGCAGACAAUGUUAACAUCGACCAACUGUGGCUGAAAACAAAGCAGCUUUUAAAAGAAAUCCUUAUUUGAGGAGGCUGAAUGCUGCAAGCGUGGCAGCUGCAGCACCAGCUGCUGUUUGGACCUCAGCCGCUUAAGUAUAAGCCGGGCUCAGACUCCGCCUCCGCCGUCCUCCUCCAACCAGGCAGCAGCUGGCAAGGUCCCCUCUGUAUCUGUUCUAGUGGGUUUAUUUCUGUUUUAAGUGUUUCUACUCUACACACUACAAUAAAGUGUUCUCCUUGUUGAUAUCUCCCUGCCCCACCUGACGAUAAUGUAUCAAAUCUUUAAAUAUUAUCAUGUUAAGAGUAUACUUUAUGCAAAUAUAUAUGAGUAUGAUGAGUGUAUUGUAUGUAUCAGCAGUGAAAUAUUUUUCAAAUAAAAUUAUUUGUUUCUGUCAUCGA